CAUAUAUAUCAUACAUCAAAGUGAAAAUUGCCUUCGAAAUAGAAAGAAAACUAAAUAAUCCAAGAUAUUUUGUAAAGAAAGCCGUAGUUUUAUUAUUUUUACACUAAUUUAGAUUAUAUAGCAACUAUUUUUGAUAUAGUUACUUUUAACCAAACAUUGUAAAGUUUUAUUUACUACAAAGAAGAGAGCAAACAAAGAAAAUACGUUCACUUUCAUCAAAGCGAAGUUUUUUUUUUAUUUCAUUUGAUAAAUUUUGCAUUUGUUUUUCGUGUGCGUAUCAAGAAAUAUACGAGAAAUAACUGCCGGAUUCUUUGUGUUUUAAAACGCUAAAUAUUUAAUCAUGGAUGCAGAAAAAUCAAGCAAUAGCUCUUUUGAAGAUCUUUCAAAUCUUAAUGAGGCUGAUAUGAAGGCAGCAUCCGAGGCAUUAUUGGAUAAGGAACGGCAAGCCGGUAGCGAAGCUACUGAGGCAUCAGCGCCCGCCGUAGACUCCGACAGUGAUAGUGGUGCGCCUGCUUCUGUGGGCGAUGAAGAACCCUGUGAUGUUUUGGGUAAUGGUCAGUUAAUAAAACGCGUUAUUAAGAAAUCGAAGGUUGAGAAGAAACCACAACGUGGUGAAUUAGUGACAAUAAGUUUUACCGGCAAACUGGACGAUGGCACCGUUGUUGAGAAGGAAGAAAACUAUCAAGUACAUGUUGGUGAUUAUGAGGUCGUUCAAGGUCUUGAUAUGGUUGUACCAUUAAUGAAUAUAGGUGAAGUGGCUGAAGUUAAAGUAGAUCCUCGAUUUGCCUAUGGUUCAUUGGGUUUAAAAAAUGACAAAGAACCUGCUUUAAGCAUUCCUCCAGAAGCAACAAUAACAUAUGAAGUGCAUUUAAUCGAUUCUAAAUAUGAAGAUUUUGCUGACUUGAAAUCAUUUGAUAUACGCAAAAAAUACGGCACCCGCAAAAAGGAACGUGCUAAUUUCUGGUAUAAUCGCAGUGAAUUUAGUACUGCCAUACAAUUAUAUAGACGUGCUUUAGAAUAUUUAGACAAUCGUGAUGGUGAUCCUGAUGCUGAAUUUGACAAAGAAGAUAUUGAGCUUUCAAAUUCCGAAUUACAAACUUUAUUAGAUGAUCGAUUGAUAGUCUAUAAUAAUUUGGCUAUGGCACAAAUCAAAAUAUCAGCUUUUGAUGCCGCCUUAAAAUCGGUAGAACAUGUUUUACGCUGUCAACCCAAUAACUCGAAGGCUUUAUAUAGAAAAGGCAGAAUACUUGAGGGUAAAGGAGAUACCAAGGGAGCCAUUUCACUUUUACAAAAAGCAGCUACUUUAGAACCAGAAAGUAGAGCAAUACAACAGGACUUGGCCAAGCUUAUCAUUAAAGCAAGACGUGAAGAGCACAAUGAAAAAGAAAUGUAUCAAAAAAUGUUGGGUCAGGCUAAGAAAUUGGAACAGAAAAAUAAACAACCUCAAAAACAACAAACUGUGGAAAGUUCUAAGCUAAAAUUACUCGGCUAUCUAAUGGGUUCCAUAUUAAUCGGUGUUGCUGGUGUAGCCAUUUAUCGCUAUAAAUACUAAACAACAACAUUUGCAGAAAACAAAUAAAAUUAACGCAACAAAUAUAAUUUCGUUUUUUAUUUAUAACCCCAAAACUCU
Messenger RNA from Lucilia cuprina (Australian sheep blowfly), 1630 nucleotides. RefSeq names its product peptidyl-prolyl cis-trans isomerase FKBP8. Gene Ontology annotation, molecular function: protein binding; peptidyl-prolyl cis-trans isomerase activity. The coding region runs from base 341 to 1552 and encodes 403 amino acids. Lineage: Eukaryota; Metazoa; Arthropoda; Insecta; Diptera; Calliphoridae. The transcript is spliced from 9 exons. The record is from RefSeq and is a predicted model, not a curated record.